Arabidopsis thaliana (thale cress) is the source of this 1441-nucleotide messenger RNA. It is a transcript of the gene EBS, whose product is annotated as PHD finger family protein / bromo-adjacent homology (BAH) domain-containing protein. Bases 280 to 984 code for a protein of 234 amino acids. The record is from RefSeq and is marked reviewed. Gene Ontology annotation, cellular component: nucleus. Gene Ontology annotation, molecular function: transcription cis-regulatory region binding; chromatin binding; histone H3K4me3 reader activity. The transcript is spliced from 4 exons. Gene Ontology annotation, biological process: regulation of photoperiodism, flowering; negative regulation of gene expression, epigenetic; post-embryonic development. NCBI's taxonomy places the organism in Eukaryota, Viridiplantae, Streptophyta, Magnoliopsida, Brassicales, Brassicaceae.
AAAAAAAUGAAUUGGGCUUUGUGAACAGUAAAACUCCCAAAUUUGCAAAUGACUCAUCUUCUUCACCUGGAGAGAAUCUAGGGUUCCAGAUUUACUCUUCGUCUUCCUCUCUUCGCUUCUUCCCCACUGGGAUUUUCCUUUUCUUCUCCUUUUUUCUCUACCCAUCGAUCUACACAUCCUGAUCUUCUUAGAAGCCCCAAUCCUUAUACAUUCCGGGAACAAAAAACCUAGCUUUUUUUUUAUUCCGGCUUAACCAGUUUUCGAAAAACCCUAGCUUCCAUGGCGAAAACUCGACCUGGUGUCGCCUCCAAAAUUAAGACGGGAAGGAAGGAGCUGGACUCUUAUACCAUCAAGGGCACCAACAAAGUUGUGAGAGCGGGAGAUUGUGUGUUGAUGCGCCCAUCAGAUGCUGGUAAACCACCAUAUGUGGCCCGUGUUGAGAAGAUUGAAGCUGAUGCGAGGAACAAUGUGAAGGUGCACUGUCGAUGGUAUUACCGCCCUGAGGAGUCACUUGGUGGUAGGAGACAAUUUCAUGGAGCCAAAGAGCUUUUCUUGUCUGACCAUUUUGAUGUUCAAAGUGCACACACCAUUGAGGGAAAAUGCAUUGUUCACACCUUCAAAAACUACACGAGGCUUGAAAACGUUGGGGCAGAGGAUUAUUAUUGUAGAUUCGAGUACAAGGCUGCUACUGGCGCAUUUACCCCUGAUCGAGUUGCUGUGUACUGCAAAUGUGAAAUGCCUUACAAUCCAGACGAUCUCAUGGUGCAGUGUGAAGGCUGCAAAGACUGGUAUCAUCCUGCGUGUGUUGGCAUGACGAUUGAAGAAGCAAAGAAGCUUGAUCACUUUGUAUGUGCUGAAUGCAGUUCUGAUGACGAUGUCAAAAAAUCGCAGAAUGGGUUUACUUCAUCUCCAGCUGAUGAUGUUAAGGUCCGUUUGUCUCUCUUUAGUCAUCUCCUAUAUAGAUGUUCUAUCACUUAUUUAUAACUUUAGUCUCUGCCCCUCUGUGUGCACCUGUGUCAUUGAGAUCUGGGAAAAGUUACUAAAACAAAAUUAUGCACUGGCUUAAUGGUGCUUGAUGAAUGGUGGAUGACCAGAAAGAUACAAUUUAUGGUUAUUGGUCCUGUAAGGAUCUUAUCUUUACUUAAGAUUCCUCCAGGUCUUGCUGCAAAACAAUCUGUCUGUUAAGGUUAUCAUCAAAGAUCAAUUUUUUUAAUGCUUCUACUUCCAUACACUUAAGCAUUCUGUAGAUAUCAGAUUAGAAAUCUCUGUGACUGUUACGGGAGAGAACCUGAUUUUUAAAAGCUUUUGUUCCUUACCUUCUGAAAUGUCUGGCACUCUAAGGAACCCGUUUUUUCCUUCCUAUUUUGUGCCCAAAGUCUUGUCACCGAUAUUAACAAGGCUGAAAUGUUUUCAUCAUCAGGUGGAAACGAAGCGCAGAAAA